CUGGGUCCUGCUGCUUUCAGAAAGAAAAUUUCUCUUGGAGGGAAAAACGCCAAGAACGAUCCUUCAUACCGCUUGAAUACGACAAAAUCCACACUUGGCCUACCUACACUUUUACAUGAAUACUACAGCAGGAUCUGGAAGGCUCAUUUUUAUGCCAAGAUUCUAUCGGACGGCAGGCUUCAAGCAGGAUUUCCUUUGCAGCUGCGCCGCACCGCAUACACACUAGUGAUGAUUUUUUGUAGGUAUGAAGGUAUGUUGGGUGACUCGAUCGUGGGGCUGAAGGCGGCAGUAAAAGGCUGUCUUGGCAAAAGCUUCAUGCCGACUGGAUCGAGUAUAAAAUGUGAGUAUCGAACAGAGGCAUUCUCAAAUCCAUAUCAUAUACACCAGACAACAAGGCAGUACGACAACAAGUAAAGCUUCCUUCGCCAAGUUCUUUCCCCAAGCCCCUUCACUAUCAUCAACAAUGUCUCUCUACAGCUCCUCCAACAAGCACACUACCGUCAACAAGCCUGUCCUCACCUCAAAGAUCGGCAGCGCCGGCGAGGGCAACAACCCUUUCGAUACUCUUGAGUACCUGGCCGGGUCCCUUGGCAGCGCUGGAUCCAGCAACGGACCAUCAUACUACUCUAGGCAGUAGGCAAUUCUGUAUAGUUAUAGAGAUGUAUUUAUUCCAAAUCAAUGUUCUUAU
Molecule: messenger RNA, 688 nt
Organism: Linderina pennispora
Lineage: Eukaryota; Fungi; Kickxellomycota; Kickxellomycetes; Kickxellales; Kickxellaceae
Exons: 1
Coding region: 464-637 (57 amino acids)
Source: RefSeq, a predicted model, not a curated record